Molecule: messenger RNA, 1906 nt
Organism: Staurois parvus
Lineage: Eukaryota; Metazoa; Chordata; Amphibia; Anura; Ranidae
Source: the annotation of a GenBank genome assembly
UUGAUUUGUAAUAUUUUGCAGUUCCUGCGGGAGGACAUGAACUACAAAGAUGCUUCUCACAAGCACAAUCAUUUGCACAGAGAAGACAAACAUAUUACAGUGGAGGACCUGUGGAAGAGGUGGAAAACAUCCGAAGUUCAUAACUGGACAGAAGAGGAGACUUUGCGGUGGUUGCAUGAGUUUGUAGAGCUCCCGCAGUAUGAGAAGACGUUCCGUGAAAACUCAGUCAAAGGAACAACUCUGCCAAGAAUAGCGGUUAAUGAACCUUUGUUUAUGAUAUCACAUUUGAAAAUCGCUGAUCGGAGCCACAGACAAAAACUCCAUCUUAAAGCAUUGGAUGUGGUGCUGUUUGGACCUUUGACACGACCACCUCAUAAUUGGGUGAAAGAUUUUGUGCUGACUAUAUCUAUUGUAAUUGGUGUUGGAGGAUGCUGGUUUGCAUACACUCAGAAUAAGACAUCUAAGGAGCAUAUAGCACAGAUGAUGAAAGAUUUGGAGGGGCUUCAGAAAGCUGAAAUGAGCCUUCUUGAGCUACAGGAAAGGCUUGAAAAAGCUCAGGAAGAAAACAGAACUGUUGCUGUAGAGAAACAAAACCUUGAACGCAAAUUAAUGGAUGAAAUUAGUGAUGCAAAACGAGAAGCCCAAAGAUUGAGAGAACUGCGUGAGGGUGCAGAAUGUGAACUUAGUCGACUGAAAUAUGCAGAAGAAGAGCUAGUUCAGGUUCGGAUGGCUCUGAAAAAAGCAGAGAAAGAAUUUGAGCUAAGAGGUAACUGGUCUGUCCCUGAUGCUCUGCAGAAGUGGCUGCAGUUGACACAUGAGGUGGAGGUCCAGUACUACAACAUCAAGAAACAGAAUGCUGAAAUGCAGCUCGCCAUUGCUAAAGAAGAGGCAGAAAAAAUAAAGAAGAAGAGGAGCACAGUUUUUGGAACAUUGCAUGUGGCACACAGCUCUUCCCUGGAUGAGGUGGACCAUAAAAUUCUUGAAGCAAAAAAAGCGCUGUCUGAAUUAACGACAUGCCUGCGAGAGCGCCUUUACCGAUGGCAGCAGAUUGAGAAAAUUUGUGGCUUCCAAAUAGUCCACAAUUCUGGUGUGGCAAACCUGACUUCUACCCUGUACUCCGACCACAGCUGGGUGGUUAUGCCCAGAGUCUCAAUCCCUCCUUACCCGAUUGCUGGAGGAGUGGAUGACUUGGAUGAAGAUACACCUCCAAUCAUUUCCCAGUUUCAUGGUUCUAUUAUAAAGACCCAUGGAACAUUGGCACGCAGCAGCAGCAUGUGUCGUCCUCGGCGAAGUAUUGUUCCACCUUCCCCCCAGUCUCAGCAUGUUCUGCAGUCACCUGAUCCAGAUAUUCUGUCUGUAUCAAGCUGUCCUGCUCUGUACCGCACUGAUGAGGAAGAGGAUGCCAUUUAUUUCAUAGCAGAAAAGCAGUGGGAAGAUACAGGCUCUGAAUGUGACUCUUUAAGUUCUUCUAUUGGAAGAAAACAGUCUCCUCCUUCAAGCCUGGAGGUGCAGCAGGUUUGUGCACCUCUCCGAAAAGAUCUCAAGAGAAGAAACCUCCUGCGAGGAGUCUUUAUCCGCAGACUCUGCUUUAGCAACCGAUAUUUCUAAGACCUCUACGCCCGACGCUGUGGGUUUAACAGAAAGCCAGAGUAUGGUUUUUAGCCCAGCUUGUAAAGUGUACAAUGGUAUUCUGGAGAAAUCUUGCAGCUUACAUCAGAUUUCCAGUAUUUUACCAGCCUCCAAGCCUCCCCACCCUUCCUUCACUUCCUCUCCGAAUGAAUGCAAGCCAGUUCAAGAGGUGCAUGGUAUUCCAGUACUCAAAACCACAAUGCCAGAGCUUUCACAGAACGGAGAGAAGAAAAAACAGUCUAAAAUUAAAGUCCUCUUGAAGAAAAUCUCGAAGUAG